This is a messenger RNA of Spodoptera littoralis (African cotton leafworm), 614 nucleotides long. The record is from the annotation of a GenBank genome assembly. NCBI's taxonomy places the organism in Eukaryota, Metazoa, Arthropoda, Insecta, Lepidoptera, Noctuidae.
CUACAAUGUCGCUUUAAUCUGAUUUAAACAACAUGUUGUUGAUAUUGUAUUCUGUAUUUACUUUCGGUAUUUUGUUUACGACAUGUUCUGGAGAUGUUGAGUUGUUGGGAAAAGGCCGUUGGCUGGUACUGACAAUGAUGGACUGCGAGGACGCGGACCAAUACGACAUCAUACUGACGUCAUCGCGGACCAAGAUCAACAGGACUCACGACAGCUUCAACUUACACAUGGACCUUGAUAGAGAACUAAAUUCCUCGUAUGGAGUACAACUCAUUAUAUACAAGGAAAUGGACGGCGGUUUCAAAUAUCACCAGACGAUGGGGAGUGAUAACUUCUGUGAGUACGUCAAGGAAAACACUGGCGAAAACUGGAGUAAACUCCUCACCCUGGGUGGCUUUGACCCACCCGACUGUCCUAUACCAACGGGGGAAUUUAAAAUCAACGAGUUUAUAGUUGACUACCAGCAACUGGAAGAGACGGGUUUGUACGGCACGUUCGACGUGACACUUCACUUGUUGCACGAGGGACACAAGAUCAUAUGUACCCGGUGGUUGGUGCGCUUCGAGAAGGAACACGACGAGGAUGACGACGACGACGAUGAUGAUGAUGAUUAA